ACAGGCCAGGCAAAUAUGUAGCAUUUCGAUGCUGAUGCCCCAGCUACUACGUCAUGAAAUCCAGUUAACAUGAUUGGACAAUUCCCACCACGCAAGGCCACCCAUCAACACCAAUACUAAUGACUCCAAAAUGCAUUCACACCACACGCAACACUUGUACCACACUCACUAGUUCCUACCAUCUCUUACAAUCAUGGCCCGCAUCCUCAUAACCGGCUCGUCCGACGGCCUCGGCCUCGCCGCUGCCCAGCGCCUCAUAUCCCAAGGCCACACCGUCGUCCUACACGCCCGCAACCCACAGCGCGCCGCCGACGCCACCACCGCCUGUCCCGGUGCCGAAACAGUCGUAACAGGCGACCUAUCCAGCCUCUCUGAAACCAAGGACCUAGCAGCUCAAGUCAACAAAUUGGGUAGCUUUGACGCUAUAAUCCAUAACGCAGGCUUAUUCCGUGGUCCGGUGCGUAAAACAAACGAGGGCAUCCCCGCGCUGGCGGCUGUAAAUACAAUUGCGCCGUACGUUCUUACUUGUCUGAUUAAUCGCCCCAAACGCCUGGUUUUCUUGUCCUCGGAAAUGCACAAGUAUGCUGCAGCGAAGGAGCUGGAUGAUCCGCUGUGGAAGACGCGCGGAGACGCGGCGUAUAGCGAGAACGCCGCGUAUUGUGCGAGCAAGCUGCACAACGUCAUGUUUGCCAAGGCGUUUGCGCGCAGGUGGCCGGAGGUCAGGAGUAAUGCGUUGGAUCCUGGGUGGGUGGCCACGAAGAUGGGGGGUAGUUCUGCGCCGGAGAGUAUUGAUGCGGCGGUUGAGAGUUAUGUUAUGCUUUCGGUAGGGGAGGAAGAGGAGGCGGCGAAGAAGAGUGGGUGCUAUUUUCAUCCUAGUAAGCGGGAGGGAAAGCCGCUGGAGGCUGCGGAGGAUGAGAAGGCGCAGGAUAGGUUGUUGGAGGUUUGUGCGGAGUUUUCUGGCGUUGGACUGCCGUGAUAUGUUGACACGAUCAAGUGGUAAUGCAUGAUUACAAUUAAAAUUUACCAGUAAAAGUAUAUAUUGUUACGCCAACAACUUCGUUAGAACCUCAUUGUCU
Molecule: messenger RNA, 1076 nt
Organism: Bipolaris sorokiniana ND90Pr
Lineage: Eukaryota; Fungi; Ascomycota; Dothideomycetes; Pleosporales; Pleosporaceae
Exons: 1
Coding region: 194-976 (260 amino acids)
Source: RefSeq, a predicted model, not a curated record